UAUUUAUUUUACUUAACACAACAUUAUCAUCAAGAUGCCAUCAUCAACAACAAAAGAUAUUCAAAAUCAAUUAAAAACUAAAACUAUUGAUCCACAUCAUAAUGAUAAUGAUCAUUCAGAUAUUGCCAAUACUGGAACCGGUAAUAAAAAUGGUAAUUUAAAUAAUAAUAACAACAAUAGCCAUAAUGAUGAUACGACUGGUGGUGGUCGUUCAAGUUUACAACCAAAUAAUAUUGAACCUGGUGAUCCAUCAAGUGUUGAUGAAUGUUUAAAUCUAUUUAAAGCUUGUUGUAAGAAAAAAGCUGAUUUUGGCCUAGAAGAUAUGUUUUGGAUAAUGUUUUUAUUGAUCAUCAUAUUAUUUUCAAUAUUAAAAGGUUUUACACGUUAUACAUGGUCACAAAUAACAUAUAUGAUGUUAGGUUCAUUGGGUAUAUUAAUAUUAUUAUAUAUUGGUGCAACAAUAUUUAAUAAAUUUGUACUUGAAGAUUCAAGUACUGCACAUUGGAAUGCACAUGCAAGAUAUACACAAGCUGCCAUACAUUGUCGAUUGAAUGAAGAAGAACAACGUGUUCAUGUGAUUGCACCACCAAAAAUGGGUGGUGCUAAAUUGAAUAUUAUUUAUUCGGUUGGUGAUGUUCCAUUAGCUAAAACAACAUCAUCCGGUUCAUCAUCUACGAUUAAUGGUGGUAAUCCACAUUCAAGACAAGGUUCAAUUAGUAGCCAAAUAGGUAUUAUGCCAAAUGCAUUGUCCAAUAUAACAGCACAAGCUAUUCAAACAGCUGCUGCAUUACUUGGACAACCUUCUUCAAAUCAAUCGUCAAUUAAUCCGAUUGUUAGUACAACUUCUUCUUCUUCUUCUACAACAUCGAUGACAACGACGACAACAAUAACGUCGACAAUCACAAAACCAUCAAUCACCUCAACACAUUAUACCCAUCAUCAAUUUCAUCAUCAAACGAUUCCAGCCAUUAAAUCACCAAUUAUAGUGAAUAAAACUAGUCAGACUAGUGAUUCUUCAUUGACGAAUCAAAUGACCACUGGUACUACUGUUUCAAUGGCCACUUGUAGUUUAUUACCAUCAUCGUUAAAAGAUGAAAUUAUUGCCGAAGAAGAUGAUCGUCCUGAAACGCCUAGUUUUCAUUCAACCAACGGUAACAAUAAUAACAACAACGACAACAAUAAUCAAGAACAUUCUUCUGGUUAAUUCAUUUUUUCUCUUUUUUCAAUCAUCAUCAAUGAUUAAUUUACAUAAUGAUCCGAUAUAGAGAAUCAGAUCAUUAUCAUCUUAGUCAGUGUUUUUUUGUUUUUUGUUUCCAAUUAACACACAUUAACAUUACAAGCCUACAAAUGUAAAUGUAAAUUGUUGUUUAUAUAAAUCUACUAUAUCCACUUCUAAUUCGUGUAAAUAUUUAACACACAUUACAUCAAACAUCAUACACACAAAAUCAAUCAAUAACCCUGUUGAUCAGCCUAGAAUUUGGGCUCUAAUCAUGAAUAAAUGACACCUAAUGAAUGACAACAAAACACAAAACAAAACAAACUAUCAUUUUGG
Molecule: messenger RNA, 1552 nt
Organism: Dermatophagoides pteronyssinus (European house dust mite)
Lineage: Eukaryota; Metazoa; Arthropoda; Arachnida; Sarcoptiformes; Pyroglyphidae
Source: RefSeq, a predicted model, not a curated record